AUGGAGAGAUACACCCCCUCCGAAUCAGCUAAUCCCAUACUUCCUAUCACCAAUUCCAACAACGACGACCUUCCUAAUCCUUUGUCGUCAUCGUCUGUUUCUCGACCUCAGUGGCCAACCGUUGACGGACCACUGGGACUCUCGGAGCAAGACUCGAUCGUCUACGCUCGCAGGUUCUUCAAGUUGGGGUUCUUUCUCCUUCCUUGGCUUUGGGCCGUCAAUUGCUUCUACUUUUGGCCUGUUCUUCGUCACUCCCGUUCUUUCCCCCAACACCGUCGCUCCAUUACUCUUCAGUAUGCAUUGCCUUGCCAUUUUAGAAUGCUUUUUAGUUUUUCCAAUCUUGGUCUUGAGUGGUGCUUGAUGAAUUCAACUUCAAUUGGCAUAAGGGAAAGGUCUUCAUACAUAAGGAUUAGCAGUCUCGGUGGCUGUCAGUUUUCUCCUUUCUUAUUUAGAAGCAUUUCUGAUGAUUCUGACAUCAGACUGCAAUUUUUAAAAACAGUUGUAUGGGUGAAUGAGCGUGGACUCCAGGUGUACUGCAUCUGGACCUUGUUAGCUGCUGCGUAG
Molecule: messenger RNA, 564 nt
Organism: Ilex paraguariensis (yerba mate)
Lineage: Eukaryota; Viridiplantae; Streptophyta; Magnoliopsida; Aquifoliales; Aquifoliaceae
Source: the annotation of a GenBank genome assembly